GAUUACAGCCAAUGUAUGCGCAGUAGCAGCGGUGAAGAUGAGAUUCAUAAUUUUUGCACUAGUUUGCAUAGGCUUUGUCCUCACUGAGGAACCCUUCCACUACGAUGGGUAUAAGGUGUACCAGAUCAUACCAAAAACUGUGGAUGAAGCCUACUAUUUGAGGUCAUUAAACGAAGCUCCUGAAUUUGACUUUUGGGCCCAACCUAGGGCUCUCAAUGCCACAGUCACUGUUAUGGUUUCACCAGGGACACAGGCUAGCUUCGAAAAUGACUUGCUAGCCAAAAAUAUGGAUUUCAGUGUUAUCAUUGAUGAUGUUGAAAGCACUGUACAAGAUGAAAACUUCCGCCAAAGUAGAACUAGAUCAGUUGCAAGAGGAUCCGUGAGCUUCACUUACUUCAUGCGUUACGAUGAGAUUGUAUCCUACUUAUACACAAUUGCAGAAGCUUAUCCCAACAUAGUCCAACUCCUGGUAAUUGGUCAGUCAUACGAAGGUAGGGAUAUAGUCGGUGUACGAAUUUCAGGAGGCUCCGGUACAAAUAGGCCAGAAAUCCUUGUUGAUGCUGGCAUCCACGCCAGAGAAUGGAUCGCUCCACCAGUUGCUUUGUAUAUAAUUAAUCAACUUGUUGAAAACACAGCAAAUGGUUAUUUGAGUCAAGAUGUAGAUUGGGUAAUUAUUCCCAGCUUAAAUCCUGAUGGUUAUGAGUUUACGCACACUAACACCCGUCUUUGGAGGAAGACCCGUACUCCAAACACUUCUUGUUACGGCGUCGAUCCCAAUAGGAAUUUCGACUACCACUGGAUGUUAACAGGUGCUAGCGACAAUCAGUGCUCUGAGAUAUAUGCCGGGCCAACGCCAUUCUCAGAAAAGGAAACUCAAGCCUUGAAGGACUACCUCUCGGCCAACGAAGAUAGAAUUAAACUGUAUCUCACAUUCCACAGUUACGGAAACUACCUUCUCUACCCAUGGGGAUACACCAGCGCCCUGCCCGACAACAAUGACGAACUCUACGCUCUUGGCGUCAAAGUUAAUAACGCUAUUCGUGCCGUUUCUGGAACCAAUUACAUAAUAGGAACUUCCACUAACGUCUUGUAUGCUGCUGCAGGAGGCAGUGACGACUACGUUAAAGGUGUCAAUGGCGUAGAUUUGGCGUAUUGUAUUGAGUUACCAGGAGGCGGUAACACGGGUUUCAAUCCUGCCGCAACAAGCAUUUGGCCCAUUGUUCAGGAGACUUGGGAAGGUGUCAAGGCUUAUCAUGACUACAUUAAAGAGAAAUACGUAUAAAAAUUGUAACAAUAUUAGCCAUCUAAUCACUAAUAUAAAUAAAUAUGUAUAACUAAA
Anoplophora glabripennis (Asian longhorned beetle) is the source of this 1339-nucleotide messenger RNA. RefSeq names its product carboxypeptidase B. Gene Ontology annotation, molecular function: metallocarboxypeptidase activity; zinc ion binding. Lineage: Eukaryota; Metazoa; Arthropoda; Insecta; Coleoptera; Cerambycidae. Gene Ontology annotation, biological process: proteolysis. Bases 38 to 1282 code for a protein of 414 amino acids. The record is from RefSeq and is a predicted model, not a curated record. The transcript is spliced from 5 exons.